Cryptomeria japonica (Japanese cedar) is the source of this 2339-nucleotide messenger RNA. RefSeq lists its product as uncharacterized. The transcript is spliced from 16 exons. The record is from RefSeq and is a predicted model, not a curated record. Gene Ontology annotation, cellular component: cytoplasm; chloroplast; mitochondrion. Gene Ontology annotation, molecular function: ATP hydrolysis activity; ATP binding. The coding region runs from base 482 to 1984 and encodes 500 amino acids. Lineage: Eukaryota; Viridiplantae; Streptophyta; Pinopsida; Cupressales; Cupressaceae.
AAACAAAACGCAAAACAAUCUCUGUUAUCAACUUAGCUCGCCUUGCCCGGAAACGACAGUAACUUGUCGGAAAAAAAAAAGAAAACAAAACGCAAAACAAUCUCUGUUAUCAACUUCGCUUGCCUUGCCCCAGUUAAAUACAGAGACGUUUUUAUUCAUUGUUGUAUUUUUGUCAAAAGUCUUCUCAUCCUCAUUUUGUCAAAAGCCUUCUCAUCCUGCAAACUUUUAAAUCUGUAAACACAUUUUCACUGGUCUUCUUGUUCAUCUCUUUCCACGCCAAGCUCAAAAAGGGAAAACAGAAAAAACUCUUAUUGUUUUUCGACUUUUAUUACAAAUAAGCGAAGGCCGAUCUAUUCCGUAUUGGGGCGUUCUUAACUCUGAUCAGAAUUGGCUUUGUUCCAGAUCUCUCGUUGAGAUCAUAGGAUACAGCUGACGAGACUCGUUACUGCAAGGGCACUGUUUGUUAUCGUUUUGGUAAACAAUGAGGUCUGUGAUCCGAGCAGCUAAUCGUGUGAGGUCAAUUUACUGGCUUACAAAAGAGGGUGCAUUUGACGGGUGCAUAAGCAGGGGUGGAAGAUCUUUUGUCAAGCUGCAGAAAGCAUUAGCAUUUUCUAUGCCAUGUAGCCCUGUUUUGGAGAAACAAAUCAGUAUGGGUCUACAGCAUGCUGUAAUUUCAAGGACCUUACUGUUAUCUGCAGUCAAAAAUUAUAGCAGAGAUGCUUUAAUUGAUGCAACAGUGGAUAUGGAAAGAAGGGGUCCCUUAGUAGAGUAUGAAAGGAGAAUAGCAGCAGGAGAGCUUAUGGCAGGCGACAAAGAUCAGGAAGAGACCCUCAGGGUUCUUCAGAGGUUGUAUGAUGAGCUGAUGGAUGGUGCUGAAACCUGUGGAUUGGAAAGGUCUGCAUCUUCUGGUCAAGUUGGCAGGAGCUGGUUUUGGUCCAUCAUUCCAAAGACUUCUUUGUCACCUAUUCAUGGCUUGUAUCUAUAUGGUGGGGUGGGCACAGGAAAAACAAUGCUAAUGGACUUGUUUUAUGAGCAAUUGCCUGAAACUUGGAGAAAGAAAAGAAUUCAUUUUCAUGACUUUAUGUUGGAUGUGCAUAGCCGUUUGCAAAGACAUAAAGGUGUUAGUGAUCCAUUGGAUGCUGUUGCUGAGGAGAUUUCAAGAGAAGCAAUUUUAUUGUGCCUUGAUGAGUUCAUGGUAACAGAUGUAGCUGAUGCAUUGAUAUUGAAUAGAAUGUUUGGACAUCUUUUUAAUAAAGGAAUUAUCUUAGUUGCUACUUCCAACAGGCCUCCUGAUCAGCUAUAUGAGGGCGGUCUGCAGAGAAAUUUAUUCUUACCCUUCAUCUCACUUUUGAAGGAGCGAUGUGAAGUUCAUCCAAUUGGUUCAUCCACUGACUACAGAAAGCUCACUUCAGCAGAAAAAGGAUUCUAUUUCUGUGGUGAAGGAGCCUCUCAACUUUUGAGAGAAAAGUUCCGAAGUUUGAUAGGUGGAUGCAUUGCCACCCCAACAAGUGUAGAAGUUGUCAUGGGGCGAAAGUUACAGAUUCCAUUUGGAGCAAAUGGUUGUGCUUACUUUCAGUUCAAUGAUCUCUGUGGGAAACCUCUGGGUGCAGCAGAUUACUUUGGACUUUUCAAGCACUUCCAUACUCUUGCACUUGAAGGUGUACCCACAUUUGGGGCACACAACAGGACAGAAGCUUAUCGAUUCGUCACAUUAGUUGAUGUUAUGUAUGAAAACAAAGCCAGGUUUCUGUGCACGGCAGAGGCAUCUCCAAUAGAUCUCUUUGAACGGGUUCUUACAAUUGCUGAGGCAAAAAGGAUGGCACCAAGAACUUCAUCACGGUCAAGGAAGAAUGAUGAUGCAGAUAUCUGUGUUGACAAUGAAUUGGGAUUUGCAAAAGAUCGAACCAUUAGCAGAUUGACAGAGAUGAACAGCAAGGAGUAUUUGGAAGAACAUGCUUUAUACCUCAGCAAGAAAGAGACAUAAGAAGGUUUUCAGACUUGUGACGACAGAAGCUCCAAAAGAGAUUGAUUUAUUGCAGGCAUGAACAAUGAACCUAGGAAUAUUUAAGUUUGUAACCUCUCCCACAGAUAAUGUGAUGGUCACAAUUUGAAGCAAUUGUUCUGCAGGAUUUCAAAAGCAGUUAAUUUCAAGAACUAUAAAUGUGCUCUUUUCAAAUGGUGACAAAGCAACAAAGAUGCUAUCUCCUCAUCUGAGUUGCGCUUACAAAGUCACAAAACACCAUCAUGAAGUACUUUCUGUAACAUACUGAUUGUAUGAUGCUUGGCUGUAUGAGAAUUACAGUUGGAAAUAUAAGUUAACCUUAUCCUAAUUUAAUUUA